This is a messenger RNA of Tinamus guttatus (white-throated tinamou), 949 nucleotides long. The record is from RefSeq and is a predicted model, not a curated record. NCBI's taxonomy places the organism in Eukaryota, Metazoa, Chordata, Aves, Tinamiformes, Tinamidae.
GAUGAGGAGGAAGAAAAUGAAAGGACUUCAGUUGUUCAUUUUCAGUGCAGUUCUGGUAACUGUUCAUGCCCUCACUGUGGAAACACCUGUCAAGAAAGUAGAGGUGGCACGAGGAAAAAAUGCUUCUCUCUCAUGUACUUUUAACUCUGCGGCUGAGAUCAAUGAUGGAGACUUUGUUGUCUGGAGGAAAAUCAACAGUGUGGAUGAUGCUGUCACUAGGUAUUUUGAUGGGCUUAUACAGUAUGGCAAGGGCUAUGAGAAUCGUAUACAGUUUUCUGGUGAUGCAAAGAAAGGAGACAUCAGCAUCAUCCUCUAUGAAGCCAUCAUGGAAGACAAUGGUACCUUUUCAUGCAAUGUUCGUCUCCGGAACGAUCCACCCAGGCAGACUGCACUGAUGGAUCUUUUAGUCCUUGUUGCACCAUCCAAGCCAGAAUGUAAGAUUGUGGGGACAGCAGAAUAUGGGCAGACAAUCAAUCUGACCUGCAUUUCUCAUGAGGGGUCCCCAGCACCCACGUAUGCCUGGCAAAGCUACGAUGUACAAAAUCAGCUCCGUCCACUGCAAACACCAGGUAUGAGAACAACAGGAGAACAGCUAACUCUGAAGAACGUCUCAGCAGAUACCUCUGGUUUCUACAUCUGCACUUCAAGCAACAGAGUAGGACAGGAAUCCUGCAACAUUACACUCAGCGUUAUGCCACCAUCCAUGAACAUUGCCCUUUAUGCUGGCAUCAUUGGAGGUGUUCUUGCUGCAAUUGUAGUUAUUGGUGUUUUAUCCUACUGCUGCUGCUGUCGGGAAGACAAGCCGAAGGACUACGAGAUGACGGAGAGAGAAGAUAGAAAUGAACCCGCCCAGGAACAACCUUCAAGGAGUCAGAGAGCAGACGAUGAUUUUGAAGAUGAAGAAAGAAGCAGGAGGCUAACACCAUCCUCAGAACCUGCUGAAGCAUAG